CUUCUCACCGUCCUAACUCCAACGUUUUCCUGCGUCUCCCUGCAGAUCCCUCAGAUCAGCUAUGCAUCCACCGCCCCGGAGCUGAGCGACGACCGCAGGUACGACUUCUUCUCUCGGGUCGUCCCUCCGGAUAGUUUCCAGGCUCAGGCCAUGGUGGACAUCGUCAAGGCCAUGGGCUGGAACUACGUGUCCACGGUGGCGUCGGAGGGCAGCUACGGGGAGAAGGGGGUGGACGCCUUCAUGCAGCUCUCCAGAGAAGCAGGUAAGACUGCUGCUGGAUUUCCUACACGUCCACACAAGGAUGAUGGAUAUUUAAUAGUUUUUUCUUAA
Messenger RNA from Thunnus maccoyii (southern bluefin tuna), 330 nucleotides. Its product is annotated as metabotropic glutamate receptor 7-like. The annotation marks the transcript as partial. Gene Ontology annotation, biological process: G protein-coupled glutamate receptor signaling pathway; regulation of synaptic transmission, glutamatergic. The record is from RefSeq and is a predicted model, not a curated record. Lineage: Eukaryota; Metazoa; Chordata; Actinopteri; Scombriformes; Scombridae. Gene Ontology annotation, molecular function: group III metabotropic glutamate receptor activity. The transcript has a single exon. Gene Ontology annotation, cellular component: membrane.